AUGAUAGAGCUGUCUGUCUACAAAAGUCAGAAACAAAGGACCCCCAUCUGGUCCAAUCCCUUAUGUACAGAAAAAAACAAAAGAGCCGGGACCCACCCAUUCAACACACUUCCUCGGGCAGACAAAGAGAUCCCCAAAUCAAGACUUAGGCGCCCCUUCACCACCGUGACUCCAGCAGCACGCCUAAAGCUGGUCGCCAUCGGUCCCAAUGAAGCACACCUAGAAGCAGCUGCCUACCUUCAGCACAGGUGGCGAAGAAUCUACAGCUCCGACGAACCUGCGCAUACCGGGCCACUUGUUUCCUGCCUACGCCGAGUUCAGAACCAGCGAUGCACCAUCAUUUACCAUUGCAAACCCCGACGGUGGAAGCACCGCUGCCAUCUCCGGCCAUCCCAGUCACCACCUGUUGCUCCAAUCGGAUUCGAUAAGCGGUGGCCUUCUAGCGGCACCGCAAAUCAAGGUUGCCGGCAAAGCCCAUCGCCACCUGUUACUUCCCACCAUCAUCGACUAGUAGAUCGACGAACAACCGACAGUCGCUCUAGCUCCGACAUCGACCACGACCCCCAUUUCCCCACUUCAUCGCUGGGAAUCAGACCCACAUCGUCGAUCGCCUCCAGCCGACGAACUCGAUGA
This is a messenger RNA of Lactuca virosa, 633 nucleotides long. NCBI's taxonomy places the organism in Eukaryota, Viridiplantae, Streptophyta, Magnoliopsida, Asterales, Asteraceae. The record is from the annotation of a GenBank genome assembly.